AUGAACCAAGCUUACCCCAAGCCCCUGCCAAAAUCUGACAAGAUGAACUGCAGAAGAGUAAUUUAUGUGAUUUUACUGGUGAGCCUACCCAUAGUCAAAGCCCUGCCUGGCAGUAAUCGGGACAUAGAGGGAAAAAACAGCAUUGGCCAACGCUUUCUACAGCUACAGAAGAAUAAUUUUAAAGCCAUGGCCCUGGUCAUGGUUGCUCAGUAUGUGCAAGGAGGCACAUUUGGCAGAGCAGUUAAAAUGGCUGAGGACCUCACAGACCUCGCAAAAAGGUGUGCUGCUACUGCAGCCAGGGACAACCCAGACUGCCUGAAGCCCUUGGACAAGAUCUUCCUUGAUACAGUAUGCCAGGAGGAAAAUCUUCCCGGCUUUACUGACUGCUGUGCUAAAAAAGAUCCUGAAAGAAAUGACUGCUUCCUCGUUCUUAAAAAUUCAUCAAGAGGGUUCAUUUCUCCUUUUGAAAGGCCAAAUGCAGAAGCCGCCUGUAAAAAUCAUUCACAGAAUCAACAUCUGUUAACAGAACAUUUUAUUUUUGAGGUAGCCAGAAGACAUCCCUUCCUCUAUGCCCCCACCAUCCUUUCUGUCGCUAUCCGGUAUGAUGAGAUGAUGAAAAACUGCUGCAGAAGCUCUGAAGACCUCACUUAUAACCUGGAGGAAUGCUUUCAGAGACAGGCACCAAAGGUGGUGAAGCCAAUAAAAGAAGAUGGCCUAAGGCAAGAACACACAUGUGGAAUCUUGCACAAGUUUGGAGAAAGGACCUUGAAGGCUCUGAAACUUGCUCAGAUAAGCCAAAAAUUCCCUAAAGCUGAUUUUGUUACUGUUAGCAAACUUGUGAUGGAUGUUACUAACAUGCACAAGGACUGCUGCCGCGGAGACAUGCUGGACUGCAUGCAUGAUAGGGAAGAGCUUUUGCGCUACGUCUGCACCAACCAAGACAUCCUAUCAAGCAAAAUAAAGCAGUGCUGUGAAAAGCCUCUGUUACAAAGAAGUGAAUGCAUAGUUAAUACAGAAAAUAAUGACAAACCUGCAGACCUGUCCCCCCACGUCAGGGAGUUUAUAGAGGACAAGGGAAUAUGUGAACGUUUUGCCCAGGAAAAGGACACACACUUAGCCAGGUUUCUGUACGAAUAUUCCAGGAGGCACCCUGAGUUUUCUGCCCAAAUGCUUUUAAGAAUUGGUAAAGGAUAUGAGGACCUACUGCACGAGUGCUGCAAGCCUGGAGCUCCAGAGGACUGCUGCAGCAGAGGGGAGGAGAAACUGAAGAAACAUAUUUAUGAAACUGAAAGUGUGAUGAAGACGAGCUGUGACAUUUACAGGGAGAAAGGAGAUUACUAUUUCCAAAACGAGCUCCUCCUGAGCUUCACCAAGAAGAUGCCUCAACUGACAUCUGCAGAGCUGAUCAAAUUCACCAAGCAGAUGACUACAAUUGGCUCCAAAUGCUGCCAGUUAAGCCUGGACAAGCUGCUGCCUUGUGCUGAGGAAAAACUGGAUCUUGUACUUGGAGAAAUAUGCAGAAGACACCUGAGAGACCCUAUAAACCCAGGCGUGUGCCACUGCUGCAGCAGCUCCUAUGCUCUCAGGAGACCCUGCAUAGGGAAACUGGAAAUGGAUGAGCAUUAUGUGCCCUUAUCACUGACUCCAGGGCUGUUCACUUUCCAUGAAGACUUGUGUACAACUGAGGAGGAGAAGUUACAGCAGAAGAAGCAAGAAAUGCUCAUCAACCUCAUCAAAUACAAGCCCCAGAUCACACAGGAGCAGCUGACAGCCAUCACGGCUGCCUUCACCACCAUGAGAGAGCAGUGCUGCAGAGGAGGCAACCCCCAGGCCUGCUUUGCCAAAGAGGGUCCAGAACUUAUAAAGAGAAGUGAAAAAAUGUUGUCAGCCUGAAGAGCUCCUGCAGCACAUUGGACACCAGUUGCCAACCUAACAGCAAGCAUAUCUUUUCUGACGUUCAUGAAGCAUAAACAGGAACAUAUGAUUUGUCAGAGUGCACAAAACUACCUUGUGGCUCUUUACUCACAAAUCUAAGGAAGUCUGGAUGGUUUUACACCAGCUACAGCUCAUCUGCUGCUGCAAACAAGGGACAAGAGGGAUCUCAAUAAACCACAUUUCCCAUAGGACCUGCUGGGCUGGGAAACUGCAUUUCAGUCAGAUGGGGAGGAAUCCACGUACAAACCUCAGCUCUGGUUCCUGUCACAGUGAUUCAGAAUUAUCAAGGAGACGUAAACUUUAAACCAAAGCAAGUAACUUAAAGCCAGCUAAAUUUCUUAGUUGUUCAGGAUCCUUAAGCAUGGAAGCCUUAAGUGCAAAGAGAAGGCUCAUCACCUUGAGGAAGUCUGCUGAAAGAAUAAGUUAAAUGGAUGCAAAUUGUCAUUAACGAUAUAAAUCAUCAGACCAAACCCCAUUUGUUAGGUUUGCAGCUGACAGCAAGGCGGAGCCAAACUUGCAAAUCUCUUUACAAUUCUUAAAUGUCAAAAUCACCUUGGCAAAUUAGAGACAACCUAGAGGAAACCAGCUCUAUUCUACCAGGACACAUUUCACACAUGACACAGGAACAAUUAAGCAGCUGUACCAUUUCACUACAGGAGAACUACUCACUGGGGAGCUGUGCAGGUCACCAUGUAGUUAUAAUGAACCACAGGCCAAGAACCAUCAACAGUUGGCUGCUGAUUCAGGUCUAACUUAUUGCUCAUAUACUGGGGACAUAAGCAGAGCAACAGCUAAAACAGAACAAGGUUUUACUCAGGUAUCAGUGGUGGUUUUGGUAUCCAAUCAAUGAUCAGAUGGGCCCUUGGGCUUCUCCAAGCA
This is a messenger RNA of Neopsephotus bourkii (Bourke's parrot), 2814 nucleotides long. RefSeq names its product alpha-fetoprotein-like. The transcript is spliced from 14 exons. Gene Ontology annotation, cellular component: cytoplasm; blood microparticle. The record is from RefSeq and is a predicted model, not a curated record. The coding region runs from base 1 to 1893 and encodes 630 amino acids. Gene Ontology annotation, biological process: transport. Lineage: Eukaryota; Metazoa; Chordata; Aves; Psittaciformes; Psittacidae.